Pyrenophora tritici-repentis Pt-1C-BFP is the source of this 1074-nucleotide messenger RNA. The record is from RefSeq and is a predicted model, not a curated record. Lineage: Eukaryota; Fungi; Ascomycota; Dothideomycetes; Pleosporales; Pleosporaceae.
AUGUCAGGCGCCGACGCAACAGAUUCAGCGACCAACGCCCUCAAUAGCGAUGCGCGCCCGGCCUUCGUGACGCCCAGGGAUUUGCUCCGAGCUCCAUUACCACCGAAAGAACAAUCGCGCCAACUGUCGGCUAUAGAUCGCGAGCAGCUCGACGGCCUGAAAACCAUCAGAGCCUUCCUCAAGGCCAGAACCAGCUAUGACGUCCUACCCAUAAGCUAUCGCUUGAUUGUCUUCGACACAGCCCUGCUGGUUAAGAAGAGCCUGAACAUCCUCAAUCAGAAUGUUUCCGCGCCUCUAUGGGACUCCAAGUCGUCCACAUUCGCCGGACUGCUCACUACAUCCGACUACAUCAACGUCAUACAAUACUAUUGGCAGAACCCAGAUGCUUUGACAAAGGUCGACCAGUUCCGCCUAAAUAGCCUACGAGACAUCGAGAGAUCGCUGGGCGUCAAGCCCAUAGAAACCAUAUCGAUACACCCCGACCGUCCCGUCUACGAAGCAUGCCGCAAAAUGCUCGAAUCGCGCGCCCGGCGGAUACCCAUAGUCGACAGCGACGACGAAACACAUAGGACCAUGGUUGUUAGUGUCAUCACACAAUAUCGUAUAUUGAAGUUCAUUGCGGUAAAUGUAAAGGAGACGCAGAAGCUGCGGAAACCGCUUAGGGAGCUCAAUGUCGGUACAUAUGAAGAUCUUGCGACUGCUUCGAUGGACACACCCGUCAUGGACGUCAUUCAUAUGCUUGUAAAAAAAAGCAUAUCGAGCGUGCCCAUUCUAGACAAAGCAGGCACUGUCCUGAACGUUUUCGAGGCUGUCGAUGUCAUCGCGCUUAUCAAGGGCGGUGUAUACGAUGACCUAAACAUGACCGUUGGCGAUGCGCUAUUGAAGCGCUCAGAGGACUUCCCUGGUAUCUUUACAUGUUCGCUGAACGACAACAUGUCAACAAUAUACGACACAAUACGAAGGUCGCGUGUGCACCGCUUUGUUGUAAUCGACGAGAACAGCAAACUUAAAGGAGUUGUAACUCUGAGUGACGUUCUCGAACAUACACUACUGGAAGGCAUGGAGGAUGAGUAG